Sphenostylis stenocarpa is the source of this 714-nucleotide messenger RNA. Lineage: Eukaryota; Viridiplantae; Streptophyta; Magnoliopsida; Fabales; Fabaceae. The record is from the annotation of a GenBank genome assembly.
AUGCUUUCAUUCAUCUCCUCAAAUACCUCUAUCAUAUUCUUCUCUUCCCAAAUCCCAACUCAUCAAUUCUUUACGCUAAUCAUCCCUUCUUCACCUUCCAUGGAUCAACGUGAUCAAGAAGGCAAACAACCAUCCCAGAAAACCCCAUCACAGAAUCACCUUGACCCAGUUGAUAGUUCUGACAUUUUUGCUCCACAAAAUGGCUUUCAAGAGCAAAGUGACACAUUCACAACGUUUGCAUCGUUUGAAAGUGGAACUGAGAGCGAGUCCUCUUUUGAUGACCACGACGACAGUUCUGACUUUUUCCUGAGCCAAGAGUUUGAAUCCGAACUUCAGUUUCCUGAGAGUGAAGGAAGCAAUGAUGAUGAUGACAGUGAUAGUGAUGAGGAAAUGGAAGAGGAUGAGAUCGAUGUGGAUGAGUUGACCUACGAGGAGUUGAUUGAGUUGGGAGAUUUCAUAGGACAAGAGAAGAGAGGGUUAUCAGCAAAUGAAAUUUGUUCAUGCUUGCAUUCUCACACCUUCCAUUCUGCUGAAAGCAAAAGUGGAAUCGAUCUUUGUGUGAUUUGCCAGGUUGAAUAUGAAGAGGGUGAAGCAUUGGUGGCAAUUCAGUGUGAGCACCCUUAUCAUUCAGAUUGCAUAAGCAAGUGGCUUCAAAUUAAGAAGGUUUGUCCUAUAUGUAACACUGAAAUUUCUGCUCCAAAGAUGGUUAAUUAA